GCCCACCAAUCCACACUUCACUUCCGAGGAACCCAAGAGGAGACACAGCCAACAGGUUGAACAAGAAACCAAGGGGACAGCAUUGACUUCUGCAGGAAGUGCUCGUCCGUGAUCAUCUCUUUAUUUCCCCCAACUUCUCUCGGCUUUGCCAUUUGAUAUAUACCCUUUUUUGACCUCUAACCCUAUGGACUUGGGCCUGUCUUAAAUGUGCAACGACUGUGGGACUACUACUAACAAGAUGCAGAUGCAGCUGACCUUCAUAAUGCUACUAUUUUUAUUUUGUAAUGGACUAUGCUCAGAUAUAGACCACGGGAAAAGGGCAAUAGAAGAAGAGGUACUGAGAAGUCUCCUCACAUCAAAGGUAAAGCAGAGCAAGCACACCGCCCCCUUGUGGCAACUGCCUCUUCAGGAUUUGUGCAGGAUGCUGGGCAGUCUUGGGGACGCAUUGCAUGAGGCCUGGGGCAUCAAGGAGAAGGAUGAAACAGAGCCUGGCUAUGAUCAAAGUGUAUCUGGUACCUUCGCCCAAAUGCUUGUGGAACUACAUGACCUUCAGAACCUCUGUGGGGUACUGCAGCCCAGAGAGCUUCAAGACGGCCAAGAAUAUCAGGACUUGGAUCAAAACAGCGACACCCCACCGAAGAGGAAAUCCCCCUAUAUACUAAAAAGGCAACUGCGCACCAACAAAUCAAGAAGGCCGUACAUUCUGAAGCGAAGUGCAUAUUACUAAUGGUCAAAACCCACAUGCGGAAAGACAUUUUUACAUUAUGUGAACGUGUCUGUUUUCACUGUCGUAUUAUUGGUAGCAAGCGUAAUUGUGUUAUGUUUAAAGCUUGUUUAGCGAAACUUAUUUAAUUUAAAGUGAAGUUUGUCCCGUCUUCACUAUGGGAUGGACAGUGUAGAUAAAAAAGCAUUCAAUGCCAGAGUUUAUUAUAUUUAUUCAAUGUAUAUUUAUUUUUCUUCCGAUGUAAAUCAUACUUAUUAAAACUCAUUAUGAUAUUGAUCAUUUCUUCAUCAUUCUGAAAGAAUGCAACAAUACUUGGGAGUCUCUU
This is a messenger RNA of Triplophysa rosa, 1049 nucleotides long. It is a transcript of the gene nts, whose product is annotated as neurotensin. The record is from RefSeq and is a predicted model, not a curated record. The coding region runs from base 206 to 727 and encodes 173 amino acids. NCBI's taxonomy places the organism in Eukaryota, Metazoa, Chordata, Actinopteri, Cypriniformes, Nemacheilidae. The transcript is spliced from 4 exons. Gene Ontology annotation, molecular function: neuropeptide hormone activity. Gene Ontology annotation, cellular component: extracellular region.